This is a messenger RNA of Echinostoma caproni, 300 nucleotides long. Lineage: Eukaryota; Metazoa; Platyhelminthes; Trematoda; Plagiorchiida; Echinostomatidae. The record is from the annotation of a GenBank genome assembly.
AUGCCGUCACAGGUACCCGCAUGCUUUUCCAAGCUUCCCGAGCUGGAAGAAACUGUGGUCGCAGUUGCGGCUUGUACUCUGGUUCUCCUGUUCUCACUCCACAUUAAUGAUCGUCCUGAGCGUCUUGGCUCACCUAGCUUCCUAUUUGCGGACGACGUCAAGGUUGUUGGAUCAGACGGAAGAACAGAACCAGCAAGGGAAGUGAAGUGCUCAAGUGGUCAAGUACAUGUGAUCUGUCCCUCAACACCGGAAAGAGCCAUCUUGUCCACGCGAGACGAGGGGGCUAGUCCUGGAGAAUAG